AUGGGUGUCGAGAAGUUUCCCGCCAGGCUGCAUGACUUACCCACAUUCACCUACUCCAAAGCAAUUCCCAACGCCAUAGACCGUCAUACGCGCCACGGUAAGCCCAAUUCUACGUUCCACAAAGCGACCGCCAUUUAUGAGGGCAAGAAGAUCUUCCCCCGCCGCAUCACCCAGAACCUGAUCGACCUGGCGCGCUGA
Ascochyta rabiei is the source of this 198-nucleotide messenger RNA. RefSeq lists its product as uncharacterized. The transcript has a single exon. The record is from RefSeq and is a predicted model, not a curated record. Bases 1 to 198 code for a protein of 65 amino acids. NCBI's taxonomy places the organism in Eukaryota, Fungi, Ascomycota, Dothideomycetes, Pleosporales, Didymellaceae.